Messenger RNA from Penicillium taxi, 552 nucleotides. RefSeq names its product cytochrome b561 domain-containing protein. The record is from RefSeq and is a predicted model, not a curated record. The transcript is spliced from 2 exons. The coding region runs from base 1 to 552 and encodes 183 amino acids. Lineage: Eukaryota; Fungi; Ascomycota; Eurotiomycetes; Eurotiales; Aspergillaceae.
AUGUCAUUCAGAGGCGGCGGUUCCGAUCCCUAUGGCGAUGACGGCUACUCUGAUUUCGCCCUUAUACCAAGAUAUCUCAAAAUCCAUGGCAUCGUGAUGGCACUUGCGUUCGCUGUCAUGAUGCCACUUGGAGCGUUGAUCAUUCGGGGUCUCAAAGUGCAAGGGUCAAUUUGGAUACACGCGAUAUGGCAGCUCAUCAGCUGGGCUCUAAUGAUCGUUGGUCUGGCUUACGGUGUUCGUGUUGGUCGUACACUACACAUGAUCGGACAUAACGCCCACACAGUCCUCGGCAUCAUUGUGGUUGUGCUCAUGUUUUUCCAACCGUUUAUCGGACUUGCACACCACUUUCGCUUUCGAAAGAAUGGGAGUCGAAGUUUUGUUCAUAUCUGGUAUGGGCGAGUGCUCAUAUUGCUGGGGAUAAUCAAUGGAGGUCUUGGACUGCAGCUUGCUGCCAAUUCAACGGGAGGGACUAUCGCGUAUGGAGUGGUGGGCGGUAUCUUCGGCGUGCUCAUAAUCGUCUUGGCGAUUACGCGUGAACGGAAGAAGAUAUGA